Molecule: messenger RNA, 1731 nt
Organism: Erythranthe guttata (spotted monkey flower)
Lineage: Eukaryota; Viridiplantae; Streptophyta; Magnoliopsida; Lamiales; Phrymaceae
Product: transmembrane protein 161AB protein
Source: RefSeq, a predicted model, not a curated record
AAAGAAAAGUGCGCUGCUGCUGGGGAAUCAAAUCUGAAACGAAACAAACACAAGAUGGUGGUGGUGGUUCCGAGAUCUUCAGAUUGCUGCCAUUAAUCCAAACUUCCCCAAAAUCGAAGAACCAAUUAAUAAGAUCAAGAUUAAAGAAUGCCCUCUUCACUAACAUCACUGAUUCUCUCCACAAACAAUCUCGUACUCCACACAGCGUUCGCAAUCUCCCUCACACUCUUCUUCUCCUUCUUCAAGAUCCCAUCUCUCUUCCUCCACGCCCUCCACACUUACAUCCACCCCGAUGACGUCAACCCCGCCGCCAGCUCAUCCCCCGGCGGAAUCCGCGCCGCUAUCCGGCGCCCCGGCGCCGUCGAUUCCGACCAGCCCAAGCCCAGAAAGAAAUCCAAAGACAAAUUCGAGUUCGACGAGAAUAAAGCCCAGAUCUUCAGGCUCAAACUCAGCGAAGGUCACCUCCAAUCCAGGAUUUAUUUCAACGAGUUUUACAGUGCUUUCAAUUUCACUCUCAUCGCUUUCUCAUCGCUAAUUCUCCAUACAUUCUUGAGUGUUGAUACGGAUUUUGGAUUGGUGAAGAACGGGACUGUGAUUCCCCUUUUAUUGGGAUCGGUGGGUGUUUUUAGGUUGCUGAUUUUUAUAAUUAGGGUUGGGUUUGAGAAAUCUGCUUCCAAGAGGUUGGAGAAGCAAUUGAGCUGUGUUUUGGGGGUUUUAGGGUUUCUAUUAGGUCUAAUUAUCGUUUUCGAGGUUAUUCCGAGAUGGGUUCUUGAUUUCGGGUUCGAAUCGUUCGAUGGGUUAGGGAAAUUUCUUCUUGCUGUUUUAAUGGGCUGCAUUGUGGGUUGUCUUUAUAUGCCAUCAUUACGUAAUGCACGAGCCUUUUGGCUCGGAACCGAUCAAAUCCGUUGCAAUUUAUCCAUAAUUUCGUGCGGGUGGUUCUCUCGAUCUCUCCUCUACGCUAAUUACACGAUUGCCCUCUUCACUUCAUUGCUCUGGAUCAGCCCGUUUGCAGAGUUUCUUGUCAACAAGAACGUCGCCGGUGCUAAACGUGGGCCCCACAUGGCUAAUGAAUUGUUUGGCUAUGUCGGUAUGUCAAGAUCGAAUUUUUACUGCUCGAGGCGGUGGCUCUUGCUCAUUACAGGGCUCCUCCAAUUCGUGACUGUUCGAUCGAAUGUACAGAUGUUCUUGAACGAAGCUGUUUUGUGUUGGUACCAGAGAUUGCACGCGAGUAAAGUACCUGAAUUGGAUUAUAGCCGAGCGAAAGUUUUUCUCCACAAUCACUACUUAUGUUUAGUGGUUGUGCAGUUCUUUGCGCCUUCGAUGCUGGUACUCCUUCUCUUCGGCUUCACGCAGUUCGAUGAUAAUUUUCUUAAAGGAAUUCCGGGUUUAGAGAAUUAUUCAACUUACUCGAAUUUGGCGAAAGAAGUGGCCUUGUUCAUAGCUUGGUGGAUUGUCUUUGUUUGGACUGUACUCAGUUCGGGAAUUCUUGUUUUGUAUCGACGCGGAAGUUUAUAUGUUUCGUGACGAAAUAGCAUUUGUUAUUUUCGUAAACACAGUAGUAACCCCGUGAUGACAUGGAUUUUGAUUUUCUUGAGGUUUGAGCUGAUUAAGUAGUUAGUGUGUGAUUCUGUAAAAGCAUCGUCUUUAUAUUUCUUCAUCGAGGAACUAUAACUUUUUUUUCGGGUAUGAUUCCGACAUUCUUACAUAGCCUUUGCUACUUAUCUUUAUACA